GUAACAUUGUGGAUUAGCUUACACGCGUCCGAGUUAUUGUGUGUGUGUGUCUUAGUUUUGAACUCGGUGCGACUUGCAACGGCGCUUUCAGAAGUUAAAACAUUUGCGACGGGGUUUAACGUUCAUAGUUCAUGGUUCAUUUAUUUGGUAUAGCCCCCGUGAGCCAUUCGGCGCUUGAAUCGGGUGCAACCGCAACAAACAAAACAUGAACAAGUACAAAACAUGAACAAUGAUUGAGGAGGCCCGUGAAGGAGGACCCUGGAGCAGAGACGAUGGCCACCCCACUCACAGACCAGGAGCGACGCAAGCAGAUCAGCGUGCGGGGGAUCGUGGAGGUGGAGAACGUAGGGGAGGUGAAGCGGAAUUUCAACCGCCACCUGCACUUCACGCUGGUGAAGGAUCGCAACGUUGCCACCCCCAGGGACUACUACUUUGCCCUCGCCCACUCCGUGCGGGACCUGCUGGUCGGGCGAUGGAUCCGCACGCAGCAGUACUACCACGAGAAGGACCCCAAGCGCGUCUAUUACCUGUCGCUGGAGUUCUACAUGGGCCGCGCUCUGCAGAACACCAUGGUGAACCUGGGCCUGGAGAACACGUGCGACGAGGCCAUGUACCAGCUUGGCCUGGACAUUGAGGAGCUGGAGGACUUGGAGGAGGAUGCCGGGCUUGGAAAUGGAGGUCUUGGUCGCCUUGCUGCUUGCUUUUUGGACUCCAUGGCCACCCUUGGUCUGGCAGCGUAUGGGUAUGGAAUUCGCUACGAGUAUGGCAUCUUCAACCAGCGCAUCAAGAACGGCUGGCAGGUGGAGGAGGCUGACGAUUGGCUGCGCUUUGGGAACCCCUGGGAGAAGGCCCGGCCCGAGUACAUGCUGCCCAUCCACUUCUACGGCCGCGUGGUGCGCACCCCCGACGGGCCCAAGUGGGUGGACACGCAGGUCGUCCUUGCCAUGCCCUAUGACACACCGGUGCCGGGCUACGGCAACAACACGGUAAACACCAUGCGCCUGUGGUCGUCGCGAGCUCCCAACGACUUCAACCUGCAGGACUUCAACGUCGGGGACUACAUCCAGGCCGUGCUCGACCGUAAUCUCGCUGAGAACAUCUCCCGCGUGCUCUACCCCAACGACAACUUCUUCGAGGGCAAGGAGCUGCGGCUGAAGCAGGAGUACUUUGUGGUGGCAGCGACGCUACAGGACAUCAUCCGCCGCUACAAGGCGUGCAAAUCCGGAACCAGGACGACGUUCGACGCCUUCCCAGACAAGGUCGCCAUCCAGCUGAACGACACGCACCCGUCGCUGGUCAUCCCGGAGUUGAUGCGAGUGUUUUUGGAUGUGGAGAAGCUGGACUGGGAUAAGGCGUGGAACAUCACGGUGCGCACGUGCGCGUACACCAACCACACGGUGCUUCCCGAGGCGCUCGAGCGCUGGCCCGUCCAUCUCAUGGAGAACCUCCUGCCGCGGCAUCUCGAAAUCAUCUAUGAGAUCAACAUGAAGCACCUGGAGAGGGUGUGCGCGCUCUACCCUGGCGACAUGGAGCGCAUGGGCCGCAUGUCGCUCAUCGAGGAGAGCGGCGAGAAGCGCGUCAACAUGGCGCACCUGUGCAUCGUGGGCUCGCACGCCGUCAACGGCGUCGCUCGCAUCCACUCCGACAUCAUAAAGCAGUCCAUAUUUAAGGAUUUCUACGAGAUGGAGCCGGACAAGUUCCAGAACAAAACGAACGGGAUCACUCCGCGGCGCUGGCUCGUCAUGUGCAACCCCAGCCUCGCCGACGCCAUCGCAGAGCGCAUUGGCGAAGACUUCAUCAAGGACCUCGGACAGUUGAGAAAUCUGGAGGCGUUUGUCAAUGACCCCCGGCUCAUCCGGGAUAUCCUUCAGGUUAAGCAGGAGAACAAGGUGAAGUUCGCGGCGUACCUGGAGGCUAAUCACGGCGUGCACAUUAACACGGACUCGAUCUUCGACGUCCACGUCAAGAGGAUCCACGAGUACAAGCGGCAGCUGCUCAACUGCCUGCACGUCAUCGCUCUCUACAACCGGAUUAAAAAUGCACCGAGCAAAUCCAUCGUCCCAAGAACCAUCAUCAUCGGUGGGAAGGCGGCUCCAGGAUACCACAUGGCCAAGAUGAUCAUAAAACUCUUCACCGCAGUCGGGGACAUCGUAAACAACGAUGCGGUUGUGGGGGACAGGCUGAAGGUUAUUUUCCUGGAGAACUACCGGGUGUCCCUGGCAGAGAAAGUGAUCCCGGCGUCGGACCUCUCGGAGCAGAUCUCCACGGCCGGCACGGAGGCGUCUGGCACGGGCAACAUGAAGUUCAUGCUGAACGGAGCGCUCACCAUCGGCACCAUGGACGGCGCCAACGUGGAGAUGGCGGAGGAGGCGGGCGAGGAGAACCUCUUCAUCUUCGGCUUGCGCGUCGACGAGGUGGAAGCGCUCAGCGUGAAGGGCUACAACGCUCAGGAGUACUACGACAAGAUCCCCGAGCUUAGAGUCGUCAUGGAUCAGAUCAGCAGCGGAUUCUUCUCCCCGAAGCAGCCGGACCUUUUCAAGGACAUCGUCAACAUGCUCAUGCACCACGACAGGUUCAAGGUGUUCGCGGACUACGAGGAUUAUGCGAAGUGCCAGGAGAAGGUCAGCGAGCUCUACAGGAAUCCCGUGGAGUGGGCCAAGAAGGUGAUCCUGAACAUCGCCGCCUCGGGCAAGUUCUCGAGCGACCGCACCAUCACCGACUACGCGCACGACAUCUGGGGCGUGAAGCCGUCCCACGUGAAGAUGCCGGCCCCCAGCGAGCCGCCCACGCACAAUGCCGGCCCGUGAACGAGCGGGGGGGGGUUUGGGGGGGUGGAGCCCCUCUACCCUCCAGCAGCUGGUGCCCCCCACCACCCCCUUCCCCACCCAAACUCUCAUCGCCAACGCUUUCCUGUCCCUCGCUGUUGCGCGAGGCUGUAAACCUAGGGGAGCGGGAAGGGUGGCCACCUGGUGGGAACACAUUCGGUGCCCACUCGAAGGAAAAGCGAGAUCGCCCUUAGAUGCAAGCGUAGUGUAGCGAUGAUAAGAGAUGCAACAAACCCAAUGGCUGACGUUCUUGUGGAUACGGACCUAUGCUGCGUGUCCCGGGCUGUGUGUUUCAAGCUUGAAGUUUCAUUGAUGAGAAAAGAAAAACACUUUAAAGUGACGUUUUGGAACACCGUUUAAGCUUUCUAAAUUUACCACUGCAGUGAGACUGCCGUACCUUUUAAAUGUCACUAUCGUGACAUUAAUGAUAUUAUGGCUGAGGUGCACCCCCUGACCAAAUCACCCGGAAUGCUCCCGAUGUCAUCGGACAGCUAACCGGAGUUGAUGUCGGACCGUGCUUUGGAUGGGUAACCGCCAUGCAUGUCAGGUGUUGUAGGCUGCUGCGGGGCUACGUUUUGAACAUCGAGAGGGAAGAAUGACAGAAUGCAUUGUUACUGCUCUUAAGAUGGUCCGCGCCUCCACCAACCCGCACUCCCUGGCACGGUGAUGUACGAUCAAAUAACUGGCACGGCCCCCUACGGCAUAGGGAGCCCCUCAUCCAGCAGUAGAUUGUACCAAAAGGCACUUAAGUCUUGUAUUUCUAUCACUCACAAUUAUCUUACCUUCAACCUCGUGUAGGAGAGCCCGGGACCACACUGCCUAGGUGUGUCGACCAGAGUUGUUUUGUCCGCUUUGGGUUGAAGUCCUCCUUUCGUAGGAGUUACCGAGACGGAUUUAUGGGUGAGCGUGCUGCGCCUUUUACAAAUGCGCAGCACGCGUGUGUCGCACGUGUGCCGCGCACAUUUCGCUCUGCAGCACGAGCGUAGGCACGUGUGUUUUUGGCCUAACUUGAAUUUCCGCAGCGUGCUGCCCACCCCCCCCCCCCCCCCCAUCGUCGCUCUCACCCAGAUAACCGAGACACGAGUUCGAGUUCCCUUCCCAUUUGGAGACGCACACGCACAGGAGCAUUGCAACAGCGAACAGUUGCAACACAGCGGCUGCUAUUGGGAAUUGGAUAGAUGGGUCUUUUUUUUUUACUGCUGCAAGUUUGAGCUUCGUUUUUUUGUUCUUGCAGGUCGCCAGUCGUUGCCCAUCAUCAGCCGUCGCAAUUAGAAAGCGAGAUGCGACGCUGCAUCGUCUCAUUUAGAUCCAAGUGAAGAGUGUUCUCGGCGGCUUCUACACGCGGUAGUUUCUGUGCAAUAACCGUAUCAAUUCAGUCGUGCCGCCCGCUAAAUUGACAACAGCUCGGGGUUUUACCCGUGAUUGCAAAUCCCGGUUCACGCAUUACGAAAACGCCGCGGCAGACGUCAUAAAUCAUCCGCGCAGUGCCUCAUUAAGCGGCAGUCUCUUAGCUUUAGCUAGAUUGGUGAACAAAAGCCGACGCUUUUUUUUAUGCAACAAACGUGGUGGAUUGUUACAAGAUCAACGGUGAUGUUUAGUGGGGCAAGAGUCGAAGCAUUUGCUACGCAAUUACGCAGCUACACUCUCGCAUUUCACUUCAUUUAAAAGCUCCAGAUGUAGAAUUCCCCCCCCCCCAUGCCCAAUUUAAAGCAAUUAUCGUUGAUUAGAUCGUGAGACAAUCACAUUGUAUGCUUAGGAAAGCAACUGCAAUAAAAGUCAAGUUUAACAUCA
Messenger RNA from Petromyzon marinus (sea lamprey), 4616 nucleotides. It is a transcript of the gene PYGL, whose product is annotated as glycogen phosphorylase L. Gene Ontology annotation, molecular function: glycogen phosphorylase activity; pyridoxal phosphate binding. Gene Ontology annotation, cellular component: cytoplasm. NCBI's taxonomy places the organism in Eukaryota, Metazoa, Chordata, Hyperoartia, Petromyzontiformes, Petromyzontidae. The record is from RefSeq and is a predicted model, not a curated record. Gene Ontology annotation, biological process: glycogen catabolic process.